Molecule: messenger RNA, 3971 nt
Organism: Centruroides sculpturatus (bark scorpion)
Lineage: Eukaryota; Metazoa; Arthropoda; Arachnida; Scorpiones; Buthidae
Product: anoctamin-7-like
Exons: 18
Coding region: 219-2642 (807 amino acids)
Biological process (GO): chloride transmembrane transport
Cellular component (GO): plasma membrane
Molecular function (GO): protein dimerization activity; chloride channel activity
Source: RefSeq, a predicted model, not a curated record
CUAAUUUUAAAAUAAGAGAAUAUUUAGAAUAACGUUCAAUUAAUGCAGAAAUGAAAAAUUUUCAUACAAAAUUAAUCUUUUAACAACGGAUAACCGUUAAAUCGCUGGUUUUUUAAGGACAUUUGUAAAAGCCUAAAUAUUUAAAUUUCAUAUAAGGGAUUUCGACGUUCUGAACAUUAAAAUCUUCAUCAUUCAGUUUGUUUGUAAAAGUGCCAAAGAUGUCAAUCGGCCAAAACGCUAACAAUAAACCCAUAGAUUAUGUUCUGGUGUACGAAAGAAUUGAUUAUGAAUACGGUGACGACGACGACGAAGACGAAGAAAAUAACGAGAAUGUAAAGAUGAUGAAAGAAAAACAAAGACAGAUGUUUAAAAUGGCAAUGCAGGCGGAAGGUCUGGAACUGGAAGAGGAAAAGAUCGGAAAAUACGUAUUUAUAAAAAUCCAUUGCCCUUUUGGAAGAUUAUGUGAAGAAGCCCAAACGUUAAAGAUGGAAUUCCCUCUAGUUGGACUCGAUUGGAUUAUUUCCGAAAUGGACGAACCUAGAGAAUCUCGACAAUCAUUUUUGGGCGAAGAUAAAGUAAAGAAAAUGUUCGGCAUGGACGAAAAAAGCAGUCAUAUAGUAGCCCCCUUUCUCAAGGAUUGCAAAGAUUGGUUUAUCACUCAGGAACAACGGGACACAUUUUUUACACAAGCGACUCGAUGCUUAUUGGUACAUAAUAUUUUAAUCAAUAUUGACAUGGGAAAAGUCGCAAAUUUAAGUAACUUAACGUUCACCGAAAAACAAGGAUUACUGAAUAUGCUGUUAAAAAAAAUAUAUUUGGAUGCCUUUAUACUUCACGAUCGUUCUUCUCGAGAAAGUGGCGAUGAAGUUCCAGUGCGAUAUGAUAAUUCUAUUGUGGAAAUGAGUGAAGAUAUUUCUCCACCAAGUGUUCCUUCAAUAAUAGAAGAUACCAGGAUAGUAUUGGAUGGAAAAUGGACCAAGUUUUUUAAACGCCAGCCUCUUCCUUUGAUACGAGAUUACUUUGGAGAGAAAAUUACUUUUUAUUUUGCAUGGGUUGGAACUCUUAUUAUAUCGUUGUUUAUACCAGCUGUAUUAGGAGUAGCUGUAUUUAUUUACGGAGUUAUCACGAGAUUAGUAAAUGACGAAGAAAUUAUUUUUAAGAACGGUACCGUUAUUAAAGAUGACAGAAAAGGUUUCCUGUACGGUAUCGAUGUCAUUAAAUCGUCCAGUGAUAACAUCUUUACUCCAGCUUUUGCCUUCAUUAUUUGCCUUUGGGGUACAAUAUUUUUAGAAGUAUGGAAAAGGAAACAGGCUACUUUAGCUCAUCAGUGGCAUGUUGAAAAUUUUGACAUGGCAGAACAAGAACGUCCACAAUAUUAUGGAACAGAAUGUUAUCAAGAUCCUUUUACCAGACAAAUGAAAGAAUAUUAUCCUUUUAGACGAAGAUUUUUGAAAUAUCUGUUUUCAAGUUUUAUUCUAGUUAUUAUGGUCUGUGUUGUCUUCAUUAGCGUAACAUCUGUAAUACUGUACAGAUUAUAUACAGAUGUAAAUGUAUGCAAAGAAAAUACAAAAUGUAAAAUGUUGCACGGUACUGUUAUUGCCGCUACGUUAAAUACUAUAUCUAUCAUGAUAUUAGGAAGGAUUUACAAUUUCCUAGCUGUUAAACUUACAGAUUGGGAAAACCAUCAGACCCAAAGUGCUUACAAUGAUGCUUUAAUCAUUAAAUUAUUUGCCUUUCAGUUUGCUAAUACUUAUACAUCUCUAUUUUAUAUUGCAUUUUUUAGAAAAGAUUUAGGGGAAAAUGGUAUGUUUGGAAUGGGCAAAGAAUAUCAAGAUAACUGUGGUGAUCAGGAUAAUGACAAUUGUAUGUCACUUUUGUCUUUUCAACUUUUAGUUUUAAUGAUUAUGAAACCCGUACCCAAAUUUACUUCAGAUAUUAUUAUUCCAUGUCUGAAGAAUGCAUUCAGAUCACUCUCAGGUUUGAAUCAAAUCAGUAAUUCAAAACAACACUAUUUGAUGAGAGAAAUGCUUAAGCCAACGGAAGAAAAUUUUCGCUUGGAUGAAUUCACCGAAAAAGUUAUACAAUACGGAUACAUUAUGCUGUUUGCUGCAUCGUUUCCAUUAGCACCGCUUUUAGCACUAUUAUUUAAUGUAGUGGACUUAAGAAUCGAUGCCAAAAGACUAUUAUGGUGGAAUAGGAGACCAAUUCCUUACAGAGAUAAUGAUAUAGGCAUAUGGUUUUACAUUAUUCAUUUUGUUAAUAUAUUAGGCACUAUUAGUAAUGCUUGCCUAAUAGCAUUCACAUCUAAGUUUGGAAGAAAAUAUUCUUUGACACAACAGCUUAUAGUUAUUUUAAUCUUCGAGCAUUUUGUUUUCGCUGUAAAAUUUCUAUUGGACAUUGCCAUACCUGAUACUCCUGAAUCUGUUAAAUUAGAUAGGAAAAGAGAUCGCUUUGUGGUCGCUCACUUUAUGUCCGUAGUUGCUGGUGGUAGUGGUGGCGGAGGAGGUGGAGGUGGUGGUGGCAGAACUGAUUGGACGAAAUCUCAUCUUGUUAGCAAAGGUUCGAGACGUUUUAAAAAUCCUCCAAAAUUCAACGAAAGUGACACGACGCUGCGUGUGGAGAGUUCAGAAAUAGACACGUAAAACCAAAGUUAUUCAAAAUCAAAUUUUCUAUCAUCAAUUCAAUGUGCAGUAUUAUAAUAAUGAAAUUUUCGCGUGAAAGUUUCGUUUUAAUUCAUUGCCAUUUUCGGUUAAAUAACAGUAUUUCUGGCAUUUUUCUAAUUUUAAUCAUCGUUUUGAAGAUAAUAUUGAGUCAUUUACAAUAUUUGUAUAUAAAUAUAUUUUUAUAAUGAAUAUUUUUAUUUGCUCUUUGUAAAAUUAUUUGCCUAGUCAUUUAACGUUACCAAAGUAUUCAUAUUUUAUAUGUACAGUAUUUAAUUUAUAAUUAGAAAUCAUUAUGAAAACAUUAAAUAUUUUCAUAGAUGUUUACUCAAUAUAUUUUGUUAUUGGGUACUUCAGAAAACCCAAAUUUUCCUUUUCUUUUUUUUUAAUGUAUAUAUCAAUAUCUUUUUUUUUAAACAGUACAAAAUAAACUGGAAGUUAGAAUUUAGGCACUGAGAUAAAACUAACAUUAAACGAGUUUUAUAGCCAUGUACUUAUUUGAAAUCAAUGACAUGGAGUAAACAAAACUAUUUAGAAAAAUAUUUUAUGGUAAAAUUAUCAGGAUAUUUUUUAAUCUGUAUUUAAUAUGAGAUAAUGUUUUUCAUAUAAAAAAAAAAUCCAUAAACGUUCAAGUGGUUAGCAUGAUUGAUAGAAUUCGUUUAAUAUUAAUGUUAACUCAGGAGUUUAACUGUCUAAAAAAUUCAUUUUUCUACGUGUGAAAAAUGGCUUGUAAGAAACUUUUAUAAAACUAUAGGUAUAUUGCAGUUCCUGUUUUAACUACAAUCUUCACUUCGUGAUAAACUCAGACAUACAUAGUGUACUUAGACAUACAUACAUUACAUACAUAUAUACUUAGACAUACAUAGGCCAACAUAAUUGUUAUUUGUUACAUAGGUGUAUAGUUAUAAAAUUUAAAAAAUUGGAAAAGUUAAUGUUGAAAUAAAUCUUAAAUAUCUUGUUAAACUAAAUUUGAGCUUUCAUCGUAGGCAUGGAAAUUACAUAAGCCUUAAAAUAGAGCUAUCAAAUGCGAAAUGUAUGCCUUUUUAAUAUUAAAAAUUAUAUUUAUGUACAUUUGUAAGAAUUUGUAAAAUAUGUGUAAUAAAUUAAUUUUGUUCAUGAUUGUCAUAUCUUUUUCAAAGAUUAAUAUACUUUACAUAUAACUUUAGCAAUCGAUAAUCAGAAAUUGCAUUAACGUUACUCUCGAUCAUAUCUCGAUACUUUUAAGCAGAGCUCAUUUGCAAAUAUUUAAUAUGCACUUCAGAAAUAUGAUAUUAAAAAAAUAUAUAUUUAUCCAAAAUAUAUUAAUGAUCA